Messenger RNA from Chara braunii, 1305 nucleotides. Lineage: Eukaryota; Viridiplantae; Streptophyta; Charophyceae; Charales; Characeae. The record is from the annotation of a GenBank genome assembly.
GGCAAACGAAGGUGUGAUGGGAGGAUCCGGCAGAAGCAGUGAAUAGGGAAGUGGUCCACAAUGCAACUACAAUCCAUUAGCAGGAAAAUCCUGCUAGAAGUGUGGCGAAGCUGACCAUUUUGUCAGUAUGUGUGCUGAAUACCGGCAAGCAAAAGUGCGCAGCGUCCCUUUUGUUCCACCACCCCCACUGAAUCAGUCUAGAAGCAGAAGGACCAUGACGAUCGGAACUGAGAGACAAAGUCACUUGGCUGAUACCGCGACCCCUCGUGUGGAAAAUAACAAGGCUAACGAUAUGAUGCACGAGUACUUUCUGCAAAUGGCCUUGGAACGGAGGGAGAGAAUUGAGCGGGAAGCAAGGGAGCUAGAACAAAGAAGGGAAAAGGAGGCAAGACUGGAAAGAGAACGGCGGCGACAAAAGAGACUCGAAGAAAAGAGACAAUAUGAAGAAGAACGGGAUGAACGGCUACUGCGAAAGAUUCGAGAGGAAGUAUCAGGCGGAUAUGACAGUGAAGCGAGUCGGAAAUUCGGAGGAAGACCGAAGUACACGGUCAAGAGGAAUGAGUACAGUGAAACUAGAGAGGAUGAAAAAGAAUGGUUGCUGAGAACGAUCGCUAGUCUGGGGAGGUACAGGGAAAUCGAAGAAGAGGACAAGGAACUGGUCGAGCUUCGAAGGAGAGUUGCCGGAUUGAGACUGGGCUUGGAAAAAAGGAAACGACCAGUGGUGGAAGGACUGGUGGGGAACAACCCCCCUAUGAUGACUCCAACUAAGGAACAUCGGACGAGACUAUCCAAGGAAGUGAAGACGAGAAUUGAAGAGAUUCAGAAUGCAGAAGCGGGCAAGGAGGCUGAGUCGUCGGUGACGAAGAAUAUCCUUGCAUCACUCGAGCCGACUGGGAAUAUUGGGUUAUCGCUCAAGCACGUGACGACUGACACCGGACCUGGUGCAAGGGAGAAAUACGAGCGUGACAUUCGAUAUCUGUAUGAAGCACUUACAGUGGACGAGCUGAAGGAUCAAUGCAAGAUAGAAAAGAUUAGCUAUGGUAAUCGAGAUUUGGCGAUUAAGUGUCUGGUGAUACGACAGAUCAUCAAGGCAUAUGAUCCAGUUGACGUUCCCUUACCUGAUAAGAUGAGAGACUUUGAGCAUGUUGCGAAGAGAAACACGAUUUUGAACGGUGGCGACAAGGAUACCAAGGCUUCAUCUUCGGAGGAAGACGUGUGAAGAGUGAGUAUCGAAGGUCUAUGGCGCGAAGCCACAGAAGUAGCCACACAUAGGCGCGACAAUGGAGGUAAGAGCAAGUUACUGGA